Molecule: messenger RNA, 4114 nt
Organism: Silurus meridionalis
Lineage: Eukaryota; Metazoa; Chordata; Actinopteri; Siluriformes; Siluridae
Gene: tmtc3
Product: transmembrane O-mannosyltransferase targeting cadherins 3
Exons: 14
Coding region: 201-2945 (914 amino acids)
Biological process (GO): protein O-linked glycosylation via mannose
Cellular component (GO): endoplasmic reticulum
Molecular function (GO): mannosyltransferase activity; protein binding
Source: RefSeq, a predicted model, not a curated record
UGCGCAGACCCCGUGCACAUGGCGGCGCUAACGCUCCGUGACCCGGAUGUUAUUGGCGCGGUCAGCGGACUAGUCUUCGGGCUGCCGUUAUCAUAUAAAAAGGUGACAGCGUAGUGAAAAAACGCCUUUAAACACAUCAGAUUCACCCAGAUCCGCUUCUGGAAGUCAUGCCGAGUGCUCAGUGAAGAGUCUCUGUGACGAUGGCUGUGGUGUCGUGGAAGGAGACGUGUCUGCUCACAACGCUGGUGCUGGGCUGCUACUGGAACAGCCUGCUAUGCAGCUUCGUGUUCGACGACGUCUCCGCCAUCUUGGACAACAAGGACCUUCGUCCCUCGACUCCGAUUCAAAACCUGUUUCUCAAUGACUUUUGGGGGACCCCUAUGGCAGAGGAGCGGAGCCAUAAAUCCUACAGGCCGCUCACCGUGCUCACCUUCCGCCUGAACUACCUGCUGAGUGAGCUGAGUCCGGCAUCCUACCACCUUCUCAACGUGGCUCUUCACGCGGCCGUGUGCGUCCUCUUCCUGCGCUUCUGCCGCCUGAUGAUGGACCGUACCACCAGCCUGGUGGCCGCUCUGCUGUUUGCCGUCCAUCCGAUCCACACCGAGGCUGUCACGGGCGUGGUCGGGAGAGCCGAGCUGCUGUCCUCCAUCUUUCUCCUGGCGGCGUUCCUGGCCUAUACCAAGUCGAAAGGGGCGGAUCGUUCCAUCGUAUGGACUCCCAUCAUCCUGACAGUGUUUCUGGUUGCCGUAGCGACUCUUUGUAAGGAGCAGGGGAUCACUGUGAUCGGGGUCUGCUGUGUCUAUGAGGUGUUUGUAGCCCAGGGGUUCACGUUGCCCCUGCUGGUUGAGACGGUACUGCAGGUGGUACGAGGGAAGGACAUGUUUCCGUAUGCGGUGCUGCAGACUUUGCUGAAGCUGGUGGUGCUGGUCAUCAGCACGCUGCUGCUGGUUAUAGUGCGGGUGCAGGUCAUUCAGUCGCAGCUGCCCGUCUUUACCAGGUUUGACAACCCGGCAGCCGUCAGCUCCUCCCCCGCCCGGCAACUCACCUUUAACUACCUGCUUCCGGUAAACGGCUGGCUCCUACUCAACCCAUCCGAGCUGUGCUGCGACUGGACCAUGGGCACCAUACCUUUGGUGGAAUCUGUAUUAGACCUACGCAAUCUGGCAACCCUGGCCUUCUACAUGCUCCUUGGCCUCCUGGCGUAUCACAGCCUGCGUCACGCCCACGGUUCUGCCAAGACCGUCCUCAUGGCUCUCUCUCUGAUCGUUCUGCCCUUCAUCCCAGCCUCCAACCUGUUCUUCCCGGUGGGCUUCGUGGUGGCCGAGCGCGUGCUCUACGUGCCCAGCAUGGGCUUUUGUGUCCUGGUGGCUCACGGAUUCAAGAGCCUGGUGUCCCGAGGGGCUCUGAAGAAAGUCUCCUGGGUGUUUAUGGGCGUUCUUCUCACCACGCACGCCGUGAAGACGUUCUACAGGACCUGGGACUGGGAGUCGGAGUACACUCUGUUCACCUCUGCUCUAAAAGUGAACAAGAACAACGCCAAACUCUGGAACAACGUCGGCCACGCUCUGGAGAACCAGAACGAUUAUGAGCGAGCGCUCAGAUAUUUCCUCCAGGCUACAAGAGUGCAACCAGAUGACAUAGGCGCCCACAUGAACGUCGGAAGAACGUACAAGAACCUCAACCGAUCCAGAGAGGCUGAAGAGGCGUACCUGGUCGCUAAAUCUCUCAUGCCACAGGUGAUUCCAGGGAAGAAGUAUGCGACUCGUGUGGCCCCGAACCACCUGAACGUAUACAUCAACCUGGCCAACCUGAUCCGAGCCAACGACUCACGGCUGGAGGAAGCGGACCAGCUGUACAGGCAAGCCAUCAGCAUGAGGCCUGACUUCAAACAAGCCUACAUCAGCAGAGGUGAGCUCCUGCUGAAGAUGAACAAACCCGGCGAGGCGAAGGACGCCUACUUGCGUGCCUUGGAGCUGGACCGUACCAACGCCGACCUGUGGUACAACUUGGCCAUCGUGAACAUCGAGAUGAAGGAGCCUUCGGAAGCCCUGAGGAACUUCAACCGCGCGCUGGAUCUCAACCCACGUCACAAGCUUGCCCUUUUCAACUCGGCACUGCUCAUGCAGGAAUCCGGUGAGGUUAAGCUCCGCCCCGAAGCCAACCGCCGUUUCCUGAGCUACGUAGAAGAGGAACCCAACGAUGCCAACGGAUAUUUUAACCUUGGCAUGCUGGCCAUGGACGCAGAGGAAAACGAAGCGGCAGAACGCUGGAUGCGCAAAGCCAUCGCUCUGCAGCCGGGUUUCCGAAGCGCUCUUUUCAACCUAGCGCUGCUCCUGACGCAGGGGAAUCGCGAACGGGACGCUCUGGCCGUGCUGGACGAGCUCCUGUGGCACCACCCUGAGCACUCGAAGGGCCUCAUCCUGAAAGGCGAUAUCCUCAUGAACCAGUUGAAGGACACGCGCGGUGCACGCGAGGCCUUCGAGCGAAUCCUGCGUUCCGACCCGGGGAACGUCCAGGCCAAGCACAAUCUGUGCGUGGUGUACUUCGAGGAGCGGCAGCUGGCCCGUGCGGAGCAGUGUCUCCAGGAGACUCUGGCCAUGGCGCCGCACGAGGAGUACGUACAGCGCCACCUGGCGAUCGUGCGCGCCAAAAUAGCCGCCCACAGCGCCGCCGGGAAGCCGGUAGACGGGGAGGAGGUCACAGAGAAACAACACAAGGCUCAGGCUCGAAGAGAGGAAGAACAGGACGCGGGGGAAGACACAACGGGAGAUAAAAAUUUGCGGAAAUCCUCCCACGCCGAAAACUCCGGCGCCCAGGAGAAGAAGCUGGACGCCGACCAGCGGACUAAGAGCAAAUCCACGCAAGAGAUUAAAGACAUCGAGAAGAAACGGGAGGCGGCGUUAAAGAGACUGGAGGAGAUCGAGCGCAUAUUAAGUACCGAUUAACCCUGUUAGGUUUUCGUUCGUUUGUUUGUUUUUUGUUUUGACUGGACUACUUUUGUAGAUCUAUUUAAAGCACAGGGAGGAGGAGGAGGAGGUUUGGUGGGAGGAGAUGAGGCUUCAAGAGUUUGUUUAUGCAUUCGUUUGAGAACACUGGUGUUUCGGGUUUCAAUAGGCUUUUUUACUGGGAGACAGGGUCACCCUUUCUUUUGACUUUCGAGCAUCCUGACCAGCAGGAAAAAGCACAAAACUCUGUACUCAUGAAUGCCUAAGUGCUCUCUCUCUCUCUCUCUCUCGCUCUCUCUUUAUCUCUAUCUCUCUUUAUAUCUCUCUCUAUAUGUAUUUUUUUAAACGGGGGGAAAAUGGUAUUUUAUUGGGAUCUACCAUAAUCGAUGGAUCAGUCGGGAAGAACCCCAGGAGUCAGUGUCACCGUUUCGGCGCCCAAUCACGGACUUGAAUCAUCCAAAACUCAAUUUUUGCGGAAGUGACGGCGUGCAAACGCUCAACUCGCGCUUUCUUCCCAGCGACGCCUUUUUUUUUUCCUCUGCACGUUGUGCUGUCAAGCGUUUCAUAACAUCCCUCCGACAUCAACAACCGCUGGACGCUGAUCUCACGGAUUCCCGGUGCCGUGACCCGGAUUUCAUUUCGAGUCUGUUUUGUCACGGCUUUUAUCGAGUUAUUGGUUAAACGUGUGGGCUUUUUUUUUUCUUUUUUCUCUUAUCAAGAACAUAUCUUGUACUCUAUCCCUCACACACACACACACACACACACACCUCUACACCAUCGAGUGGAUUUGAUUUGACAGGUUUUACUCAUUUACGUAUCCAUGAUUCACUUUACUUUUUAUUAGUCUUUCCUCACCUUUUCCUUUUUAUCUCUGCCCCGGUCUCGAGCUGAGAAGCCCGUGAGAUUGUUUGGCUUGGAUUUUGUUUCGAGCUUCAGGCAAAUUGCUGCAUGACUGCUGUAAAAUGCACUUGAAGACCAUUAAGAAUGAUUGAUUCACCCUCCAGCUUCUAACACUUAAAUAUACUAAUGCUCUCGCUUUCUCUCUCUCUCUCUCUCCUUUCCUUCUCUCGCUCUUUCUAUCCCAGCACGACUCUGGGGCGCAUUAAGGGCCUGCAGUUUCACGCUCACUGCAUAUAAACACUACAGAUAAUAAAGCCACUUCAACCAGA